Molecule: messenger RNA, 1575 nt
Organism: Magallana angulata
Lineage: Eukaryota; Metazoa; Mollusca; Bivalvia; Ostreida; Ostreidae
Product: multimerin-1-like
Exons: 4
Coding region: 75-1463 (462 amino acids)
Molecular function (GO): protein binding
Source: RefSeq, a predicted model, not a curated record
CGGCACGAGGCAUCGUCUUAUAAACGUCCGAAUCUUCUCACCUGUUUGCAGCACCUAAAUAACAAAGCCGAACAAUGAAGUUGGUUUUUACUUUAACGAUAUGUGUUGGUUUUAUUUUAGAGAAAGCAGAUUCUUCGCGUUCGCGUCUUACCGACAACAACAACAAGACAACAACAUUACAGGAAAACAAAACACCGGAUUGUUACGAAAUAAGCUUCCUACGACAGAUGCUUAACCAAGAGACCGUUAUCCGCCUCGCUUUGGUCAAGAAUGUCCAUGCUCUGGUAAAUGACAUCAGCAUUUUGAAAGAAAGUUUUGCGGCAAGUGAAACAAAAAUAUCAGAACUACAGCGGACGGUUGAUGCAUUAAAUAUUCAGGUUAGUUCUCUUCAGCAGGAAAAUGGUCAGCUAAAGAAAAGUAGCCUAACCAGUCAGACCACGAGCAUGGAGCUGGAAACGAAAUUUCAGAACGUUAGUGACAACGUAAGUGCUCUGCACGGACAGCUGAACGUCAUUCAAAAAGAAUCAGACGACAAAAGACAGGAAAUGUUUAACAAAACAAACGCUGCUCUCGAUGAUAUCAAAAUAGAAGUGCGAUACCUCUCGGUCACCUUGUUGGAUUUCAAGGAACGCACGGAAAUAGAAAAUGAAUCGAGAGACAAGAAAUACUCUGAACUUGAACGCCAUUCGAACACAUUGAUUCAAAGUUUCAAAGUUAAAAAUUCUUUAAGAAAGAAGUUUGGUAAUCUUAAAUCAUUUGUACAGAAUCUACAGGACUCCCAAACAGAGAUAACAGAAAACCUCAACAGAACAGUUGCAGAGUUUGAUACACAGUUCACACUGUCUGAAAAUACACUGCAGAAGUUCUCAUCCGCUUUAGCGUCUUUGGAAAUGGCUCAAACAAAGUUGUCAAAAUCAAUCGAUGAAAACCUCAACAGAACAGUUGCAAAGUUUGAUACACAGUUCACACUGUCUGAACAUACAGAGCAGAAGUUCUCUUCCGCUUUAGCGUCUUUGGAAACGGCUCAAACAAAGUUGUCCAAAUCAAUCGAUGAUAAGAGUAACCACCAUGCAUUUUCUGCGGGUAUAUCAUCAUAUAACUUUGAUUGGACAGGAGACACCCUAGUGUUCCCCAUAGUAAUAUACAGUGUAGGAACAGGCUACAACCCCAGUACUGGUAUCUUUACAGCACCGACAGCGGGGACAUAUGUGUUCUAUGUCUCUGUUCAGUCUGGCUCUAAUAAACACAUCUAUUUAGACAUAGUUUUGAAUGGAUUAAGUAAGGUCAGGGCCAUGACUUGGAACAGCAGAAGAAGCAGCGUUCCCAUUUACCAGACCGGAACCAACCUGGUUAUCUUACAUCUACGGACCGGUGACAGAGUGUGGGUCAAACGGCACAGUGGUACCGGUUACCAUAGUCAUGAUAUUCCCAUUACAACGUUCUCUGGAUUUAAACUUAACUAGGUUUGAUAAUUACCGUUAAUAAAGCAACAAAAAAAACUUGUUUGAAUAUUUUCAAAUCAAAAACUUGAACAUCACAAUUAUUGUUCAAUUUAAAGACUUUAACAUUCAAGUA